AUGUCUGACAAAGGCAAGUGUGCCACUGAUGUCGAGAACACCACUUCACCCGUAACCCAACAGACUUUUCCUGCGGAACCUUCAGGAGUAAGCAAAGUCAGUGAACCUGUUUAUGCGGAUGAUAAGAACAAGAGGGUUGACGCUCGUGGCGAUGCACCGCCAUCCGUGUGGCAAUCAUUUAGUGCAAAGAUGAAGCACAUUGCAGGUACUGUUGUUCCAUAUGGUGGAUUAGCGUCAAGUGUUUUUAAUCUUUGUUCAGUGUGCAUUGGUGCCGGUUUUCUUGGACUUCCUGCCGCGGCAAACCGCAGUGGGCUUGUGAUGGCAAUGUUGUAUUUGAUCAUCAUGGCAUUAAUGACAGUUUUUUCCCUGCAUAUCCUGUCACUUGUGAUGGAGAAGACCGGUCUUCGCACGUUUGAGCACACCGCAAGAGGGGUUAUGGGUGGACGAUUUGUAUACUUCGUCAUUGCAAUUCGUUUGCUGAACUCGUUCGGUACAAGUACCUCCUAUAUUAUUACUAUCGGUCAUGUUUUAAGACCCAUCAUAGAGAACUCAUGCGGUGCUCCCGAGUUCCUGAGGACUCCGGGUGGGAUUCGUCUCCUGACUGCACUCACAUGGAUGGUUUUCAUGUUACCACUCAUUUUACCGAAGAGGGUUAACUCGCUCCGCUAUGUUUCCGGUUUCGCAAUUAUUUUUGUCCUGUAUUUUGCACUUACAAUUGUGAUUCAUGGAGCUCAAAGCGGACUCCCGAAGUUAACGAGUGAUGAAGAAGAUGGCGUGAAGUUGUUCAACAGUGGGAACUCUGCUAUUGCGUCCGUUGGUGUAUUUAUGUUUGCAUAUGUUUGCCAGAUCAAUAUUUAUGAAGUUUACUGGGAGAUGAAGAAGCGCAGCUGUGCCAGGUUCACAUUGUACGCUGCCAUAUCCAUGGCUUUUUGCGGCACUUUUUACGGCUUUGUUGCCUUUUUCGGCUAUGGUGAGUUUGGCGGCACUGUGACCAACUCAAUUCUUCUCAUGUACAAUCCCAUCACGGAGGUCAUGAUGCUGAUAGGCUCUAUAGGUGUGGUCGUUAAGAUAUGUAUUAGUUACGCCCUUCAAACAAUGGCGAUUCGCAAUUCAAUAUAUCAUGUUCUGGGCUGGGAAUUAGAGACGCUGCCUUAUUGGAAGCACUUUUCCUUCGUGAUUCCCCUUUCCCUCACCGUGUUGCUGGCUGGCCUCUUCAUUCCUAACAUUAACACUGUGUUUGGUAUUGUGGGUGCUAUUUGUGGCGGGUUCCUGAGCGCUAUAUUCCCAUCGCUAUUCUACAUGUAUUCUGGCAAAUGGACUCGACGGAAUGUGGGCAACUUCCACUUUUUUGGAACCUACGCACUGUUCAUUCUUGGUGUAGUGGGUCUCGUGUUCGGCACAGUCACUGUUGUAACAAACACCAUCAUGUCGUUCAUUCACGGUGGUGGUGGCGCUGCUGUUAUUAAGCCCCCGCCUGUCUGCUGA
Molecule: messenger RNA, 1485 nt
Organism: Trypanosoma brucei brucei TREU927
Lineage: Eukaryota; Euglenozoa; Kinetoplastea; Trypanosomatida; Trypanosomatidae
Product: amino acid transporter, putative
Exons: 1
Coding region: 1-1485 (494 amino acids)
Biological process (GO): amino acid transmembrane transport
Molecular function (GO): amino acid transmembrane transporter activity
Source: RefSeq, a predicted model, not a curated record